Molecule: messenger RNA, 384 nt
Organism: Glycine soja
Lineage: Eukaryota; Viridiplantae; Streptophyta; Magnoliopsida; Fabales; Fabaceae
Exons: 1
Coding region: 1-384 (127 amino acids)
Biological process (GO): translation
Cellular component (GO): ribosome
Molecular function (GO): structural constituent of ribosome; 5S rRNA binding
Source: RefSeq, a predicted model, not a curated record
AUGGGGAUGAUGAUGAGGAGGUAUGUUUUGAGGGUGUUUGUGUCGGGGAAGCACAUGACGGCGAACGUGGUGGAGGGGAACCGCGAGAGGGUGGUGGCGGGUGCGUCGACUGUGGAACACGCGCUGAGGGGCGCGUUCGAGUGGGGGAAGGGGUGUGACGCGAGGGCGGCGGCGUGCGUCGGGGAGGUGUUGGCGAUGCGGCUGAAGACGGAGGCGCCGGAGCUCGGAGUGGGAGGUGGAGGUGGGGUCCACUUUGACGCGGAGAGGGAGAUCGAGAAGAAGAGUGUCGACAACGGAGAUGCGGUCUGGGCCGUGGUUCGCGCUUUGAGGAACAGAGGCGUCAAGGUGUUCGUCGCCGGUGAUCGCAAUUCAGGUUCGCCUUGA